Arachis duranensis is the source of this 1488-nucleotide messenger RNA. Its product is annotated as protein FAR1-RELATED SEQUENCE 5-like. The transcript has 2 exons. Gene Ontology annotation, biological process: regulation of DNA-templated transcription. Lineage: Eukaryota; Viridiplantae; Streptophyta; Magnoliopsida; Fabales; Fabaceae. Bases 1 to 1488 code for a protein of 495 amino acids. The record is from RefSeq and is a predicted model, not a curated record.
AUGGAAGAAAGAGUAUUCUUUGAUGAGAUGAUAGAAGAGUUAGAUGAUACAGAGGAAUUUCAAGGAAUGUAUCAAGAUAAAAUUGAGCAAGAAGCUGUGAAUUCUGAGGAUUUAGGGGAGCAUGAAUUUCAAGAAAUGUUUGAUGGGAACGAUUUUUCACAUGAGGUGGAUGAAUUAUAUCGAAUAGAAGAUAUUGAAAAUAUUUCCAUGGUUAAUUUUCUGAACAUAGGUGCUCAUGAGAUGGAAUGCUUUCAUUUUCCUAAUCUUCAGAUAGCAUUUGAUUUCUAUAACCAUUAUGCGAAAUCUGUUGGUUUUGGUGCUAGAAAAAGUAAGACUUGGAAAAAUAGCAAAGGAGAAUAUGUGAAGCAAUUGUUUGUGUGCUCUCAUGAGGGAUUUAGACCAGAGAAAUAUUAUAAUAUGAAAAACAGAAAAAGGGAGCCAAAAUCUGAGACUCGUUGUGGUUGUCUGGCUAGGUUUGUAGUUCGUUUUGUAGCUUACACUGGAAGAUGGCAUGUGGCUUUGUUUGUUGAAUCGCACAAUCAUGAUUGCCUUGAUCCUAGGUUAGUUGGUUUUCUUCCUACACAUAGAAAAAUGGCAGAAGCUGAUGCUAGUCAAAUGAACAACAUGAAAGAUGCAAGCAUUAGCACACGCCAUAUAUAUGCUAUGUUAGCUAAUCAAGCAGGUGGUUAUGAAAAUGUUAAUUAUACCUUAAGGGAUAUGUAUAAUGAGAUUGCUAGGCGAAGGCGUCAUGUCCUGGGUGAUGCUAGAGCGGCAUUGCGAUACCUCAAAAACCAGAAAGCUGAAGAUACAAGCCUCUAUUAUGAGCACAUAGUUGAUGCUAAAGGGGUAUUGCGAGCUCUAUUUUGGUGUGAUGGAAGAAGCCAAUUAGAUUAUGAAGUAUUUGGAGAUGUGCUUGCCUUUGAUGCGACAUACAAGAAGAACAAGUACUUAUGUCCUGUAGUAGUGUUUUCCGGUGUGAAUCAUCACAACCAAACAGUGGUAUUUGGAAGUGCUCUAGUUACCGAUGAGAGUAAGGAGGUCUACGUGUGGUUAUUACAGCAACUAUUGGCAGCCAUGAAGGGAAAAGCACCUGUAUCUGUGAUUACAGAUGGUGCUCCAUCAAUGAGAUUUGCAAUUGAGACGGUAUUUCCAAAUGCCCAUCAUAGAUUAUGUGCUUGGCACCUCAUUCGGAACGCCACAAGUAAUGUUGGAAACCCAAAAUUUACAUCUAUGUUCAAGAAGUGCAUGCUAGGAGAUUAUGAGAUUAGUGUGUUUGAGCAGAAGUGGUUUGGAAUGGUUGAGGAGUUUGGUGUAGCUGAAAAGAAUUGGAUUAUUGACAUGUACGAUAAAAGGCAUAUAUGGGCCACUGCACAUAUUCGAGGCAAGUUUUUUGUAGGAUUUAGGACAACUUCUCGAUGCGAAGAUAUAAGGAGGUUGAAGCUGACUAUGUUUCCAUAUCUAGUCUUCCGGUACUUAAAACAGCAUUAG